Molecule: messenger RNA, 842 nt
Organism: Salvia miltiorrhiza (redroot sage)
Lineage: Eukaryota; Viridiplantae; Streptophyta; Magnoliopsida; Lamiales; Lamiaceae
Product: homeobox-leucine zipper protein HOX17-like
Exons: 4
Biological process (GO): regulation of DNA-templated transcription
Molecular function (GO): DNA-binding transcription factor activity, RNA polymerase II-specific; sequence-specific DNA binding
Source: RefSeq, a predicted model, not a curated record
CAAUGGGCCGGAUCUGGACCGGAUCCUGCUUGGUCCAGAUCCAGAUCCGUGUUUUUAUGCUUAGAUCCAGAUCCGGUCCAGAUCCAUUGGAUCCAAAAAAAUGAGAUCCAGACCCAGAUCCAUGAGAUCCACUGGAUCUCGGGUCCAGACCCAGAUCCAUACUGCGCGUUGGCGAAGCAGCUGAAUCUGCGGCCAAGGCAAGUGGAGGUGUGGUUCCAGAACAGAAGGGCAAGGACCAAGUUGAAGCAAACGGAGGUGGACUGUGAGUAUCUGCGGCGGUGCUGCGAGAAUUUGACGGAGGAAAACAGACGGUUACAGAAGGAGGUGAAUGAGCUGAGGGCAUUGAAGCUUUCCCCUCAGCUCUAUAUGAAUAUGAGCCCUCCCACCACCCUAACCAUGUGCCCGCAGUGCGAGCGCGUCGCCGUCUCGUCGUCUUCCACGCUGAGACUUCGGGUGCUCUGCUCUGCUCACGUCGAGACCGGAGAUUUCACGCUGCUCUGCUCUGCAGCAGACCGGAGGUGGGGAAGGCCCGCUCUGCAGCAGACCGGAGGUGGACGGAGACCGGAGGUGGGGAAGGCCGGAGGGGCUGACACCGGAGGUUGGGUGAGCCGCGCAAUUGGAGCCUGGAGGAUAGGCGAGCGGCGCAAGUGGGAUGGAAGAAGUAGGGUUUCAAAUCUGAAAUGGAAUUUUAAAUUGUAAUUAGGGAAGUUUAUGUUUUAGGGUAGAUAAAAAUAAAAUAAUAAAAAUAUUAUAUAUUUAAUAUUACCGGGUCCAGAUUCGGAUCUGGACCGGAUCUGGACCGGAUCUGGGUUUUAUAUCUUCUGCUCCAGAUCCGGAUCCGA